Lycium barbarum (goji berry) is the source of this 1263-nucleotide messenger RNA. Its product is annotated as expansin-A22-like. NCBI's taxonomy places the organism in Eukaryota, Viridiplantae, Streptophyta, Magnoliopsida, Solanales, Solanaceae. The record is from RefSeq and is a predicted model, not a curated record. The transcript is spliced from 2 exons. Gene Ontology annotation, cellular component: extracellular region. Gene Ontology annotation, biological process: plant-type cell wall organization. The coding region runs from base 326 to 1108 and encodes 260 amino acids.
AAGCACUUAAAUGGAAAUAUAACUAAUUGGGAAGACCAGCUGAUUUAGUAGCAAUCUACUACAAUUGCAAAUUAUUUAAUUUCUUGCAUUAACGAGCCAAAAUUAAGUAAUUCCUUUAUCUCCAAAUCAGAAAAACAGUUCUUACCAUGAAUGGAUUUCCCCCUUCUUUUUUAUGGCCUUAAUUAUUUUCCCUCUUAAGAGAAUAUGUGCCUAUUUAGCUUCAUCUUGGGUUGUGGCUAUAAAUAUCAUUUCAGAGCAAUGUAUUAUCCAGGCAAAUCAACCACAGGGUUGAAACUAGUUUUAAAGAAAUUCUUUUUAAGUCAAAAUGGUCAAACACCGAAGUUUCUUCAUUUUAUUCAUCACCAUAGCUGUUAUUUUUUUAGUUGUAGCAUUUGAAACUAAACGGGUAGAAGGAGAUUUGGAUGGCAAUGGAUGGAAUAAUGCCCAUGCUACAUUUUAUGGAGACAUGAAGGGUGGCGAUACCAUGCAGGGAGCUUGUGGUUAUGGAAAUUUAUUCCGCCAAGGUUAUGGCCUGGAAACAGCAGCACUAAGCACAGCACUCUUUAAUAAUGGAUCAACCUGUGGAGCUUGCUUUCAAAUAAUGUGUGCCAAUGACCCUCAAUGGUGCAAUAAAGGCGCAGUCAUAACUAUAACCGCCACCAAUUUUUGCCCUCCAAAUUACACAAAAACUGUAGAUAUUUGGUGCAAUCCUCCACAGAAGCACUUUGAUUUAUCAAUGCCUAUGUUCUUAAAAAUCGCUAAAUAUAAAGCAGGUGUUGUCCCAAUUGUUUACAGAAAAGUCAAUUGUCACAAAAAAGGAGGGCUCAAGUUUGAGAUUAAAGGGAAUCCCAAUUGGAUUCUUGUUCUUGUGUUCAAUGUGGGAGGUGCUGGAGAUGUUGCUAAUGUCAAAAUCAAAGGAUCUAAGACUGGAUGGUUACCGAUGUCGCGAAACUGGGGCCAAAAUUGGCAGACUUCUCAGCAGUUACUAGGACAGAGCUUGUCUUUCAAAGUACAAACUAGUGAUGGCCGAUGGGUUCAAUCUGAUAAUGUUGUUCCUGCUAACUGGAAAUUUGGUCAGACAUUCGAAGCGAAAAAUAAUUUUAUCUGAUGAUGUAUUGUGGAAAAUAAGUCUUCUUGAAUCAAUGUAGGCUAAAUUUCUUUUGUCCAAUUAAUUCUCAAUACUUUGAGUCGAGAUUGAGCGACAAAUAUACUCGGAUGGAAUAUGCUCAGUGUUAUUCUUAUGAUAAUUUGGGAAGAGACCAC